CUGAUUACAUAGUUAAGUACACCGCAGUGAUCUCUAUGGAUCAGAGGCAGCACUAUAAGGAUGACUUCAAUGCAGAAUAUGAUGAGUAUCGUAUCCUUCAUGCCCGCGUUGAGAGUGUUACUCGUCGGUUUACAAAAUUGGACGCCCAGUGUAAACGCCUGGCACCAGGAACUAAAGAGUACCAGGAAGUACAUGAACAGGUGCUGCAAGAAUAUAAAAAAGUUAAACAACACAGCCCAAACUAUUACGAAGAAAAACAGCGCUGUGAGUACCUGCACAACAAACUGGCCCACAUCAAACGCCUCAUCGCUGACUUUGACCAACGGAGGGCACAGUCCUGGCUGUAGGGCUCGGGACCAAGCAACCCCUUUUGGCCAAUCCGAGCGCUCCUUAACCGGAGGACCAUCUUGAGACGAGUGUGGGGAUCAAACAGUUCCUUAUUUAUUCUAUUUACAGAUUCCCCACUCGCUUGUUUUCCCCAUAUCUAGCCUUCUUCAUCACUCUUGUAUCAUCUUUUCUUCCUUAUUCGUCCUUUCCCAUACCUUUAUAUUCUUUCAUUUUCUUUCUUUUUGAAGGACUGUUGAAGGACAACAAAGAAAAAUUCAACAUUUUUGAAUGCAAAAAGAAAGCUUGCAAUGCAAAACCGUGGGCCUUACAAAGCAUAUUUCUUGAA
This is a messenger RNA of Carassius auratus (goldfish), 673 nucleotides long. Its product is annotated as RNA polymerase II elongation factor ELL2-like. The coding region runs from base 36 to 347 and encodes 103 amino acids. Gene Ontology annotation, biological process: snRNA transcription by RNA polymerase II; positive regulation of transcription elongation by RNA polymerase II. The transcript is spliced from 4 exons. Gene Ontology annotation, molecular function: cis-regulatory region sequence-specific DNA binding. Lineage: Eukaryota; Metazoa; Chordata; Actinopteri; Cypriniformes; Cyprinidae. Gene Ontology annotation, cellular component: transcription elongation factor complex. The record is from RefSeq and is a predicted model, not a curated record.